Molecule: messenger RNA, 1438 nt
Organism: Papaver somniferum (opium poppy)
Lineage: Eukaryota; Viridiplantae; Streptophyta; Magnoliopsida; Ranunculales; Papaveraceae
Product: acid phosphatase 1-like
Exons: 4
Coding region: 89-886 (265 amino acids)
Molecular function (GO): acid phosphatase activity
Source: RefSeq, a predicted model, not a curated record
AAACUGAAACCAAACAUUCUUUUCCCUGAAAAUUUAAGCAACCAGAAUAAAAAUCCAUCAAUUUCUAGGGUUUUUCAUUUUAGGCGCCAUGAAUUAUUCCACCCGAAUUUUCAUAAUUCUAGUCAUUUCAAUCCAAAUUUCUCAUAUUUAUUCUCAAUCAGUUAUUCAAUCGCCACUAGAAAAAAAUCGAAUUAUUGAUAGAAAAACAUUAAUCAGAGAUACAACCGAUGAUGAUGAAAUCUUCUGUGAUAGCUGGAAAUUCACUGUAGAAACAAAUGAUGCAGGGAUUUGGAGUCGGAUUCCAAAAAGAUGUGUAAAAUUUGUUGGUGAUUAUAUGUUAGGUAUACGUUAUGCGUCAGAUUCAGAUCGAGUUUUAGAUUCUUCGUUAUCGUUUGCGAGAAAUGUUAAGAUUGCUGGUGAUGGAAAAGAUGCUUGGGUUUUUGAUAUCGAUGAGACAUUGUUAUCAAAUGUUCCUUAUUAUCAACUCCAUGGAUUUGGAUCGGGGUUGUUUGAUGAGAAAUCAUUUGAUGAAUGGGUGGAUUUAGCUGAGGCACCAGCUCUACCUGCAAGUUUGAAGCUGUUCUAUGAGCUUAAGCAUUUAGGUUUCAAGAUCGUUCUAUUGACAGGACGUUCGGAGUUUCAAAGAAGUGCUACGGAGAAAAAUCUCUUGUUCGCUGGUUACGAUGAUUGGGAGAAGCUCUUAUUAAGGAACGAUUCGGACAUAGGAAAAAAUGCUACAUUGUAUAAAUCACAGAGGAGGCAGCUGGCGGAAGAAGAAGGAUAUAGAAUUCAUGGGAACUCAGGUGAUCAGUGGAGUGAUUUGCUAGGUUUCGCUCGGGCUACAAGAUCCUUCAAACUCCCUAAUCCAAUGUAUUACAUUGCUUGAUUAGAUUACUUGUUAACCAUUCGAGUCAGGGAUGAUACGGAUAUAGGAAAAAAUGCUACAUUGUACGAAUCAGAGAGGAGGCAGCUGGCAGAAGAAGAAGGGUGUAGAAUUCAUGAAAACUCUGGAGAUCAGUGGAGUGAUUUGCUAGGUUUCGCUCGGGCAAAAAGAUCCUUCAAACUCCCUAAUCCGAUGUAUUACAUUGCGUGAUUAAAUUCUUGUUAACCAUUCGAGUCAGGUAACAGACAAGUAGAUGAUAAUGUGUUACCUUUGGAUAUUGGGUUCUGCUCAAAUUGCAUCAGAUAACUUUGCGAAUUGUGGUGUUAAUGUUGGAAACUUGUUAUCAUUCCUUAUUCAAAACUAGGCAGGAUAUGCACACAGUAUUCAGUAGAAUGAGUUUGCUUCGAGAUAAUACUCCAUUAAUUUUUAUAUUCUUGAUGUAAUUUUGGGGUUCAUUGAUUCUUAGGGCUCAAUCAUUGUUAAUAUCUAUUAGACAGAUGUUGGUGGAACUCGUUAUUGAACGAGCUGAGACUGAUAUUGUUAUUGUUUGCAUCA